Messenger RNA from Amoebophrya sp. A120, 2234 nucleotides. The record is from the annotation of a GenBank genome assembly. Lineage: Eukaryota; Dinophyceae; Syndiniales; Amoebophryaceae.
GCUGAAACCGACUACUAGAUGAUGUUGAUGAUGAUGUUUUUUAUUUUUUCAAAAUACCAGACAUUGCCUCAGAUUCAGAAGAGGAUGUGCCAUAAUUUACUCUCGACCUGCAGCGACAUGGAUGAUCACAAGCCCAGUUAUUAGCGACAAAAAUAAACUUUUCAUAAUUCUAAAUUUAAUUUUUAGGUAAAACACACGAGAAAUCUUCGUAGGUGACUAAGAUCGAGUAAAAGUAGAAAAAGUAUUUGAAUUCAGUACAAAAAAGCACAUCCAUGCUGCUUAACUUCUAGAGUAUAUAUUUGACCCGAUCGACGACCAGCAAACUAUUCGAAAGAAAAUGGCAUUUUCGAUGCGCGACACCAGCAUUGUCUUGGCGACAGAGAGCAGCAGCUCCAGCUGCAGCUUCUCACCAGAAGAUAGUUCGUCCUCGAAGAUGACCGGAACAAUUAGUAGGACGAGCAAGAGGACCGGACGGAGUGUGCCGCCGCGGAGGAGGAAUACAAACAAUUUCCGGGCAAUGUCCGGACAACAUAAGUCCCCCCGCACCUCCACGUCUUUAACGACAGGAGUAACGCGUGCCUUCACGAGAGCCGUUGUCGCAGCGACAGUAAGCACCUCUUACCUCGGUCUCGACUGCUUCGCCUCCUCGGCUUCUCUACCACCGGAACCAGCGACCACCAGUAUUCAGGGCGUGAUCAAAAUACCCCCGCAUUUCCGACUCACGAAGGACGUAUUUUUUACUUAUUUGCUGCUGCAGCUACAGGUGGUUGAGGUUGUACAGAGAUCUUGCUUCUUGAGAGAGAAUGAGCGUGAAAGCACAAGGCGCUACGAAGCCUGCGCCUUCUUGUGAAACUCUGUCCACAUCAUCACAGCAUGACAAGCAAUGACGCGGCAUCACAGCAUCACAAGCAAUGACGUUUAUCAUCAUGUCAAAAUUUCUGCAUGAAAAAGCAAAAAACCGCUCACCAGGCCCUGUCCAGCACCAAGCUGAUUCUCUCAAACAAUGUGGACACGCGGAUAGUGCACCCGACAGCCAAGGGUGAAUUCGAAAUCACGGACGUGUUGACCGGAGAGCCGAAUUACAGUCUUGACAUUGUCCACCCAAUUUUGUGGUUCGACCCCGUUUUGAUCGACGUGGGACACGUAUCGGACGCGGAGUCGGAUAGUAUGCCGAAAAUCACACCCUACCUGUCGGAUGCGCUGUAUGGGAAAGGGAAGAAAUUGAAGUAUUGAAAUGUUUUGUUUGAUGACUCGAAAAGCUCUGUUUUGUUUGAUGACUCGAAAAGCAACUUAAAAAUGAGUGGUGACAUUGCACAGCGCACCACCGAAGUAAGCAUGAAAGCUCGUGCCUGUUGUACGCAUUAUAGUUGGCAACUCUUAAUGAUACGUCCCGGCUUCAGGUACCCCCUCGAGCUCGCGCCCUCCAACGUGAAGAUGUAUUUUGAGGAACGGGAGGACUUCAAUAUCUUGUCGCUUUUCAAAUCGUAUCCUGUGCAAAAGUAUCGUACUCGUAGUAAUUGCAAUCAUGCAUUGCAAAUUUUUUGCUGAAGCUAAAUCCGCAUUCCAAAUUUCAUUUCAUCUCAUGCUGAGGAAAUUUGUAAUGCAAUUUAUACGAGUGCGAUACUUUUGCAAUGCAUAAAUCGCCCAUGGUGCUCAUGAUGGCUUUCAUGUUCGGGUUUGUCUACCUGAUGCCCAAACUCAUGCUAUUAAUUGCAAAAAUGUCUGGGUCUGAAAGAAUGCAAGUUUGUCAUGCCUGUCUGGCAUGACUCGAGAAUCUGUGUUGCGUAGGCACGAAAAGGCGCUCUUACCUGUCAUGCAGAAACGCAGUUUGCCAUGCGGAAUACGUAAGACAUGGCAGCCAAGAACUUUGUCAUGCAUAGCUGCGCAUUGCAGUGCGUCUAUCAUUCUUCACAUUUGGCAUUACAACUUUCGGUUUCCAGACCCAGACAUAUUUGCACUUGAUACAUGCCGCAAAUGGACGAGCAAGACGUGAAAGCCGUGCGGGAAGGUCAAGGCGGCAGCGGGGCUGGCGCCGCGAGGGAACGAAAACAAGUGCAGGGUGGCAAGUAGAAGGGAGCGAUGAAAAGUCAAAUUUUAUGUGCUAAAUGUAUGAAUAUGAUUUUGUCAUUGCUACCUCCCGGCACCACCAGCAAAGAAAUUGAAAUACCACUCGAGUCCUUGGCUGUUUUGAGCAGGAGCUGUUAAAACAUGAAUGAAAUAAGUAACCACCUCAC